AUACUCCAGCAAACUGAAAAUUUUAGAGUUACAGCAGGAACAAUAAAUCAUUUAUGACUUGUAAUCUCACGAAAAAUAUGCAAGUAAUACACUAUCUCGUUUGAUUAUGGACGCAAAAAUCUGUGGAAAAUGCAAAUGCUGACAAGUUGCAGUCAUGAUUGGUCACUAUUGUCGGAGAUCGUGAACUUGAUCAGUGUCACUGUUUGAUUCAUAACUAUCGCAAAAUCAUAAAAAAGGAGUCCACCGAACUUCCUUUCGAAUCUCAUUCACGAUGGUUGCUACUAAAAAAGUCGGUAUCCUCGGUGCCACCGGCACUGUUGGCCAACGUUUCAUUCUUCUUCUUGCCGACCACCCUAUCUUCACUAUUCACGCCCUCGGUGCCUCUUCACGGUCGGCUGGCAAGUCUUACAAAGACGCUACCAAGUGGAAGCAGAGCAAGCCCAUUCCCGAAAACGUUCAAGAUUUGAUCGUCAAUGAGUGCAAAUCCGCUAACUUUGCUGAAUGUGACGUUGUCUUCUCUGGCUUAGAUGCCGAUGUUGCUGGUGAUAUUGAAAUGGAGUUCCUCAAGGCCAACCUUGUUGUAUUCUCUAACGCAAAGAACUACCGCCGUGAACCUACUGUUCCAUUGAUCGUUCCCACCGCUAAUUCUUCCCACUUCGAUUUGAUCCCACAUCAACGUAAAAUCUAUGGUCAAGACAAGGGUUUCCUCAUCACCAACGCCAACUGCUCCACCACUGGCCUUGUUGUUCCCUUGAAGGCAUUGCAAGAUGCUUUCGGACCUCUUUCGCAUAUCAUUGUGCAUACCCAACAGGCUAUUUCCGGCGCUGGUUAUCCUGGUGUCCCAAGCUUGGAUAUUCUCGACAAUGUCGUUCCUUACAUUUCCGGUGAGGAAGAGAAGAUUGAGUGGGAAACCGGCAAGAUUUUGGGUGCUGUCAAUAGCGAUGCUACUGGAUUCGAUCAUUUGGAGAACACAGUUGUGUCUGCAACCUGUACUCGCGUUCCUGUCAUUGAUGGUCAUUUGGAGAGUGCAUCCAUCAAGUUUGCCAACCAACCCGCUCCUUCCGUUGAGGAGAUCGAAAAGGUGUUGGCUGCUUACACUACCGAACCACAACAACUCGGCUGUCACUCCGCUCCAGAGCGUGCCAUCAUUGUCAACUCGCUCCCUGACAGACCCCAACCUAGACUUGACCGUGACCUCGAAAAGGGACAAGCUGUCACUGUUGGUAGAGUCAGAAAGUGCCCCGUCUUUGAUAUCAAAUUCACUCUUUUGAUUCACAACACUGUUCUUGGUGCUGCUGGAAGCUCAGUGCUUAACGCUGAGAUUGCUGUUGCUAAGGGUCUCAUCUAAAUGAUAGAUAUAUUGUACUUUUAUUGGUUUUGUGUUUUACCUCGAUAACUAAAAAAAUUAUAUAGAUAGAGCAUGGUUUUAUUGUGUAAAAUUCCACCCCAUAAGCGACAGAUAGAUGGAGGUAUAAAAUUAUAACUUGAAAAAAC
Molecule: messenger RNA, 1494 nt
Organism: Umbelopsis ramanniana AG
Lineage: Eukaryota; Fungi; Mucoromycota; Umbelopsidomycetes; Umbelopsidales; Umbelopsidaceae
Exons: 3
Coding region: 272-1348 (358 amino acids)
Biological process (GO): L-threonine biosynthetic process
Molecular function (GO): NADP binding; protein dimerization activity; NAD binding
Source: RefSeq, a predicted model, not a curated record